This is a messenger RNA of Colletotrichum fioriniae, 1323 nucleotides long. RefSeq lists its product as uncharacterized. The record is from RefSeq and is a predicted model, not a curated record. Lineage: Eukaryota; Fungi; Ascomycota; Sordariomycetes; Glomerellales; Glomerellaceae.
AUGGCUGGCCGGCGCAAGGUUCUUCGGGACCUGCGCCGCAGAAAGGAUGAAGCCGACAACAACUUCAUGAACAUGUUGCGCCCAAUCCUUGUCAAGGGUCGACGUGGUCUACCUGCAACAUCCGACCAAAUGUUGGAGACACGAUUUGCCGAGAUGCAGGCACUUCGAACGGAAUACCACACUAUCGAAGUUGACUACGAGGAACUCGAGGUGUCGCUAGACGAAGAAGAGGAAGGCCUCAACAAUACUGAGACACGCUUUUUCAGUCUUUUGGCCGCUGGCAGCAAGAGACAACCCCGGCCAAGGAUGCGAGAUGACGAUUUCGAAGAUGACGAAUCUGAAGAACAGCCGGAUAUACCAUAUGAACUCACCGGUAUUUCCCGCCACGGGCCUUCCGACGAUGCCCAUCCGCUUUGGCAAGACCUUGUGUCUGCCAUUGGAGACUUGAAUAACGCCAAAGAAGAGCACGACGAUCUUCUGUUGUAUCACAGGCAAUACACAUACAGUAUGGACGUUAAGAAAUCGACCGGGAUGAAGCCUAGCGCGGAAGAAGUCGAAUUUAUGGACGAAUAUCCGGAAGAAGAGCGCGAGAAGCGUGAGGACAUGGACCGGCUGGCACAAGAGGUCUCCAGACUGAAGCAGAUUUGUGAAGAAAAUGGUGCAAUGAAAAAGCAUCCGUCCUUCGAAAUCGCACACGCCCUCGACCCCAACAUCGGCGAAGACAUGGCGCUCGACAACACGCCUCCAAGAUCUGGAUCUCUGGCCCAUGGUCGUUUUGCCGAACUCUUGUCUCGUCCGGAUCAUGUACUUCGGCCGGAGCCGGUGACUGCCAUUGAGGAGGUGAGGCGCGCUGCGAAGAUCCACGCGGCGGACCCGGCUACGCUGCCGCAGCUUCGGGCGGCCCAGAAGGAGCUGGGCAUUUCUAGGCUGAUUAGCGAGUUCAAGGCAGAGGAUAAAUCGGAUCUUAUCACGCGGUGGCUUCUGCAGCAGCUGCGUACUUCGCCGAUUGCUGUUGAACUUCUUUAUUCAACUUUUAUACACACUCUUCGACUCAGGAUUGGCAACGUACACAAGUGGCAGCAAGACGUUUUGUACCACUGGUGGAGAGACGGUGCCGUCAAAUCGCCGGAGGAGUUUUGUGGUCCGCUUACAGGGAGUGGGAUGGUGUCUCCAGGGCGCGAGGCUUCGCCGGAACACACGUCUCUUCCUCCGGAGCGCGAGGUGCGCAUUUCCGCACCAUCGAGAGCGGCGACGGAAGAUUGGUCGAGCGGCAAUCGUCGCAUAUACCCCGAGGAAGCGAGCCGGUCGACUGAAGUUUAUUGA